Molecule: messenger RNA, 339 nt
Organism: Desarmillaria tabescens
Lineage: Eukaryota; Fungi; Basidiomycota; Agaricomycetes; Agaricales; Physalacriaceae
Exons: 5
Coding region: 1-339 (112 amino acids)
Source: RefSeq, a predicted model, not a curated record
AUGCUGGCCCAGACUUCUAUCCUCAUUCUGUACUGUCAAGGCUAUACUCAUUCUGUCAAGACCACAAACGUUGGUGUUGGAAUUAUUGCAGUGGGAGGCUUGCAUAUGAGCUUGAAGUUGCAAAUCCCAACAGUUGGGAGUAACAAUGUGCACCAUGCGCCAAGGUAUUGGGAUGGCCUGCAAAAGGGACUUGAUGGAACAAGCAUGUGUAAUAUCUUUCACAUCCGAAUACGAUUCCGGAAGGUGCAUCACUGCAUUCAGGUCUGUGUCGAGUGCAUAAGAUCGAUUCAAUACCCUGGGUCUGCUGGUAGGAUGUUCGUGCUGGAUAGCGGAGCUUGA